AUGCCUUCCUCCAACGACACGCGCGGCGAGGUCGCCUCCUCAGGCUCGGCGGUCCUGGCCGAGCACUGCUUCUUCUGCUUCCAAGUCAUCCUCGCCCAGCUCAACGGCGAGCCCGAACCGCACCCGCUGCCCUUCCCAGAUGCGGGGCAAGAGUACCCGCUCUUUGUCACCUGGAACAUCUACUCGACCCCCUUCACCAGCUCGCCGCGGCUGCGCGGCUGCAUCGGCACGUUCGAGCCCUACCCGCUGGCAGAGGGCCUGUCCGAAUACGCCUCGGUCAGCGCCUUCAAGGACCGCCGGUUCAACCCGAUCUCGGCCAAGGAGGUCGCCCGCCUCGAAUGCGGCGUGUCGCUGCUGACGGCCUUUGAAGAGUGCCAGGACCAUCUCGACUGGGAGGUCGGCGUGCACGGCAUCUAUAUCCACCUGCCCAACCCAGCCCUCGCUCCCGCCGCGGGCGAUGACAGCGCAUCCUCGUCGUCAGGCUCUUCGACCCCCGCUCCCACCGCCGCCGCCGCCGCUGCUGCUGCUGCUAAGAGGUCAGCGUCGUCGUCGAGCGCCCACAUCCUCACGGCCACCUACCUGCCCGACGUGAUCCCGGACCAGGGCUGGUCCAAGGUCGAGGCCAUCGACAGCGCCAUCCGCAAGGCCGGCUGGAACGGCAGGAUCACCGACGCCACCCGCCGCAGCCUCCGCGUCCGGCGCUACCGCAGCGAGAAGAUGGCAAAGACCUAUCGCGAUUUCGUCGCAUGGCAGCAGCAGCAGCAGCAGCAGCGCCAGGCUUAG
Pseudozyma flocculosa PF-1 is the source of this 783-nucleotide messenger RNA. RefSeq lists its product as uncharacterized. Lineage: Eukaryota; Fungi; Basidiomycota; Ustilaginomycetes; Ustilaginales; Ustilaginaceae. Bases 1 to 783 code for a protein of 260 amino acids. The record is from RefSeq and is a predicted model, not a curated record. The transcript has a single exon.